GUCAGUUGGUUCCGCGCUCCCGUCGUGAUAGCAUCUCCGUGAUGCUUCCCUCCGAAGUUACAAGCUCCCCUCGUCAUAAAAACUUAACAUAAGCCUGGAAGCUUACGGACAAUAUUGAUACAAAACAAUUAAUAAAUUGUAGAUUGUAAUUCUGAUUUGAAAUUGGGAAAAAUUGUUGAUUACUUUUGUGCGAAAGUUCAGGAUGAUAAUUGUUUGGAACUGAUAUUGUGGCACUGUUGCAUCUACUGUCAUAUAUAUUUUCAAACAAGAUGUCAACAAGGCAAGACAUCAUCCAAUGUCAAGUGAAAUUGCACACCAUUUUGGCUCUGAUCCUCACAAUCUACGCUCAGACAACCUAUAGCGGGGAUGAAGAGAUGCUGACCAAAAACUUGAGCUAUGUUCUUCCGAUCUUUGGCCCAGACUCCGAUGGAUAUCUGCAGGACUUAAAUGGUUUCUGGUCCUACAAUGAUACCACCGAUAUUUCCAAGUAUGAAGACUUCGAUCACGCCAAAUUUCUGGAAAGACAACCCGUAGCCAAGGCUCCCCCGCUGGACAUGUCGGCCACGGCCAAGCCAUCAGCUGACAACAUGGCGCAACAGCCCGGCGGCAUGCCGCAGCAACAUGAUGUUGCAAACAGUGGUGAUGGCGACAUGCCCGUCUUCGACAACAACAUGGUCACUAACAUAACCGCGCAGCUGGGCGGCACAGCGUUCCUGCAUUGCCGCGUACGCAAACUCGGCGAGAGAACGGUGUCAUGGGUGCGCAGAAGAGACUGGCACAUUCUGACAUCUGGCCCUCUCACUUACACUAAUGACGAGCGAUUCCAGGUGGUGCACGCCGAACACUCCACCGACUGGAACCUGCAGAUCAAAUACGUGCAGCAGAGGGACAACGGAACCUACGAGUGCCAGGUGUCGACAGGAUCAGGCACAAUUUCGCACUACUUCAACCUGCAUGUGGUGGUGCCAACCGCCUACAUCCUGGGCAGUGGCGAAUAUCACAUAGGAGAGGGCAGCACCAUCAGUCUAGUCUGCAUCAUUGAAAACAGCCCAGUACCGCCACAGUACGUGUUUUGGUACCACAACGACCGCAUGAUCAACUACGAGCCUUCUGCCGGAGGUCCUUCAGGUGGGGGGUCAGCGCCUGGGGCGCCCAACAAUAGGGGUGGCGUGUCGGUUAGCACCGAGCCAGGGGGGCCGCGCACCCAUUCCCGUCUCGUGGUCACUCAUGUCACACACGCUGAUUCCGGCAACUACACUUGCAGGGCGUCCAACACACAGCAGGAUACCAUCUAUGUUUAUGUGUCGAAAGAAGGAGACAACACAGCAGCCAUCCAGAGACAUGAGAGAUCCAUGACUGCAAGACACGCGUCUAGUGUUCUCAUGGUGCAACUCUGCUUAUGGUUGCUCAGGUAGAACACUCAACAAUCAACAACAGGUCUAUCUCUAUUCCAACGCUGGCAUACGCUGAGAAUACUGGAACUUAUCAUUAUUUGAAGUAAUGAUGAACGUAUAAAGUCUAGAAUCAAUACAAGGAUGUACGUCAUCGUUUUGAAGAAGCUUAUGUGUGAAAGUUUGGUUCAAUAUUAUGUGUUUCGAUUUACCUAUAUCAAAAGUGCUGUUUAAAGAAUAUUUUACAAAUAUGGACUAUUUACAUUGCUGUGAGAAAAAUGUUGAUGUCCUGUGUUAAAUAUAUAAUAUCUUAAGGAAACUAUGAUAUUUUAUUGAUUGUUGAAUUUAGCUAUAAAAUCAUAUUGUUGUAAAUGUUUUUGUAUAUUUUUAUUAAAAAGUCGUGUUUAAA
Molecule: messenger RNA, 1800 nt
Organism: Nilaparvata lugens (brown planthopper)
Lineage: Eukaryota; Metazoa; Arthropoda; Insecta; Hemiptera; Delphacidae
Exons: 9
Coding region: 270-1415 (381 amino acids)
Biological process (GO): synapse organization
Cellular component (GO): neuron projection membrane
Source: RefSeq, a predicted model, not a curated record